CUCUCUCCUCUCUCUUUCUCUCAGCUUUUGUGAUUAAAGGUCCACUUCUUUAUUUGCAGUAUACAUACAGUCAACAACACAGAGUAAGAUAAAGGAUCAUCAACCGAAAAAGGGAGCCUCUGCAACCACGAAAAUCACAUCUACUGAAGAAGAAAAAGGCACAAGGGACGUGAUGCGAGUGAGAUAACUCCUAAAUGAUCGUCUGAUUUUCGAGAUUAUUCAGUUUCUACACCUCACAAUUCCAAUUUUUCGAGAUCAAGCAGCAUGGGAAUUUGCUUCAGUUCUGCCUCCGUUGAUCAAAGCCCGCCGCAAUCUACCAACCAAUUCAGCUCAGUGGCGACGUCGGAGGCGACGAUGAGGAGCACGAUGACGUCUUCGAGCGGCGGCAGCAGCAGCACAAUUUCCGCCGGAAGUUGCGGUGGGAGUUUUAGUCCGGCAGGGAAGAUGCUUGAGCAGCCGAAUUUGAGGGUUUUCACCUUGGCGGAACUCAAGGCGGCGACUCGGAAUUUCAGAAGUGAUUCAGUGCUUGGAGAAGGAGGUUUUGGGAAAGUUUACAAGGGGUGGGUCGAAGACAGAGCCACCGGCAAAACAACCAUAAUUGCUGUCAAAAAGUUGAAUUCUGAAAGUAUGCAAGGGUUUCAAGAGUGGCAGUCUGAGGUGAACUUCCUUGGAAGACUUUCCCAUCCCAAUCUGGUGAAGCUGUUGGGGUAUGGUUUGGAGGACACAGAGCUGCUUCUUGUGUAUGAAUUCAUGGCUAAAGGCAGCUUGGAGAACCAUCUCUUUGGAAGGGGCGCGUCUGUGCAGCCGCUUCCAUGGGACAUUAGGCUCAAGAUAUUGAUCGGAGCAGCUCGUGGUCUGGCCUUCCUGCACGCUUCUGAUAGAAAAGUUAUCUACAGGGACUUCAAGGCCUCAAACAUAUUGCUUGAUGGAUCAUACCAUGCCAAGAUAUCUGACUUUGGCCUAGCAAAGAAUGGUCCAACAGCUAGUAAAUCCCAUGUGACCACACAGGUUAUGGGGACAUAUGGUUAUGCAGCUCCGGAAUAUGUUGCCACUGGGCACUUGUAUGUGAAGAGCGAUGUGUAUUGCUAUGGCGUGGUGUUGGUAGAAAUGCUGACAGGGCUGCGCGCGCUUGACACCAACCGGCCUUCCGGGCAACACAGCCUGGGUGAUUGGAUCAAGCCACAUCUAUCAGAUAGGAGGAAGUUGAAGCGCAUCAUUGAUGCCCGGCUAGAAGGCUAUCCCAGCAAAUCAGUACACCACGUAGCCCAGCUUGCCUUGCAUUGCCUCGAAAGUGAGCCCAAAAACAGACCAUCCAUGCAGGAGAUAGUUGAGAGACUGGAAAAAAUCGGUUCUUCUAGUGACAGGCCUAGAGAGCGUAGAGCGCAGUCCGGCAGUCCUCAUGCAGUGAGUCGCCGUGGCCAUCAACCGCUACAGCAUCGUUCUCCACUUCAUCCUAAACCAGAGGCCACAGAAUCCUAUCCUCUGCCACAGCGCUCAUAAAACUAAUUAUAUAGUAUAUGUGUUCUUUGUGUUCUGUCAUCUUCUUAUUGUUUCUGUGAUAGCUAAGAGUAGGCAUAAGUGUGCCAUUUUUGUGGUUGAUGUAAAGUUGUGUAAAAAAUGUUGAGAUGUUCAUGCCAUGUGUUCAAAUGUAUGCUAUUUAUACGUGGAGAGACUUGAUUAUGUGCAGGAUUUUUAAAGAAAUUUUAGCUAUAUAAUAUAGUACUUGAUGGUUGUAUUUGA
Salvia hispanica is the source of this 1740-nucleotide messenger RNA. NCBI's taxonomy places the organism in Eukaryota, Viridiplantae, Streptophyta, Magnoliopsida, Lamiales, Lamiaceae. The record is from RefSeq and is a predicted model, not a curated record.